AUGCACCAAGUUCACGAAUCGAUUGGUGAUCUCCAAAGUUUGGUGUGCUUGAACUUGGGAGACGGUCAUUCUCUAAAGAAAAUACCUGAUAGCAUCUGUCGGCUAAGUUCUUUGGAGAAGCUCGUCCUGAGGGGGUGUUGGUCACUAGGGGAACUCCCAAAAGAGAUUGGAAGGUUGACAUCUUUAAAGUUGCUCCAAUUAGGCCGAGGGUAUAUGCAAAGACUUCCAGAGUCUGUUGGCCGGUUGACAAACCUGCAGGAGAUGGAAGUCAUCUUUUGCACGGACUUGAAGACCAUCCCAGACAUUUCAAAGUUGCAAGCCCUGCGACGUUUACGCCUGAGCGGAUGCUUCCAGCUGAUGGAUGUUCCUGGCCUUAGCAAACUGAGAUGCCUAGAGUCCCUGCUACUCAACGGCUGUGAAGCACUAAGGCACAUGAGUGACAUGAUGAAGUUCUCAUCAUUUGGAGGCGGAUUGGAGCUUGGAAGUGCCAUUACUACUGAGAAUAGUGGCGCAACGCAGGAUUUCGUAGGACUCCAGAGCUCAACUAGUCCAUCCUUGGGGGCUCGGAUUCUUCUCAGGCUUGGGGCGUCCCAUCCUGUAGCUGUUGUCGUGAUCUGGACCAAUUUUGAGGAUUUUUGGGUGUCUCCUUGA
Molecule: messenger RNA, 651 nt
Organism: Nymphaea colorata (pocket water lily)
Lineage: Eukaryota; Viridiplantae; Streptophyta; Magnoliopsida; Nymphaeales; Nymphaeaceae
Product: disease resistance protein RUN1-like
Exons: 2
Coding region: 1-651 (216 amino acids)
Source: RefSeq, a predicted model, not a curated record